This is a messenger RNA of Erpetoichthys calabaricus (reedfish), 1551 nucleotides long. RefSeq names its product cell adhesion molecule 3-like. The coding region runs from base 62 to 1030 and encodes 322 amino acids. The transcript has 3 exons. Gene Ontology annotation, cellular component: external side of plasma membrane. The record is from RefSeq and is a predicted model, not a curated record. Lineage: Eukaryota; Metazoa; Chordata; Cladistia; Polypteriformes; Polypteridae. Gene Ontology annotation, biological process: positive regulation of T cell proliferation; negative regulation of T cell proliferation; cell surface receptor signaling pathway.
UUAUAAUUGCUAAAAAAUCUAGAGGCCUUGUGAGUUUAAUAUUCAAUUAGUGUUUUUGGUCAUGUUUUUUUCUUCUUCAGGAAUAUGUGUGGCAUUAAAAGCAUUUACUUCAUCCUCUGAGGUGACGGCCUUGCAAAAUUCAGAUGUUCUGCUCCCCUGCUAUUUCACUCCAUCCGGGGAUCUUACAUAUAUCUCGGUAACCUGGACACGUGAUGGAUUGACGCUGUCAUGGUUCAAGUUUGGGCAACUGGAAAACCAAGACAAGGCAAUGAUGUUGAAAAGUGAGCUGCAGAAAUAUAAUGCCUCCCUUCUACUCAAGAAUGUCACCUUUAAAGAUAGUGGAGAAUAUACAUGUGAAGUGAUUGAAACUAUUCUGGAGAUUGAAACAGUCCGUGUUUCAUUUAAAGUUUACACUCCCCUUAAGAUAUUUCUGAAGCCCAGUAGGAUUAUAGCGGAUCAACUAAACACUGUGGAGUGUCAUGUUCAAGACUUCUACCCUGACGACCCUACCAUCGAGUGGGUGAUAGACUCUGAGACACUUUCUCAACACGGACCUGUAAAGCUGAAAACAAAUGAAGACAAUACUUCUAGUGCAAUAAGCCAGUACCAUUACUCCCCUUCCACCAAAGAUGUGGUACCCAACAUAUCCUGCCGAGUGAAACAUGAGUCUUUGAAGGGGGCAUCGAUGGAGAUCCAACUCCCAAUAUGCAAGCUAAAUUUGACCUCCAAAAGUGUGAUGAAGGGAGAAAAAUGGCAGGUGAUCUGUGAGAUUGACGGCUGCCCCUUCAAUAACGAUACUCUCCGAGUGAAGAGCAGAAAUUCAAUCCUAAACGAAUCAAAGUGCAGUGAAGAAACAGUAUGUGCAACUGAAGCAACCUUCAGGAAGAACAACAAAGAUGAGGAAGACAAAGAGGAGCUUGUUUGUGAAAUGGAGUUUGAAGGGAUUAAUAAGACGAUCACUAAACCCAUUCUAUUUACAGAUCAAGGUAAAAUGUUACUGUGUAUAUGGAGGAGGGGAAUGGGGGUGUAGUGGUUAGUGUGGCUGCCGCACAGCUCCAGGAGGACUGAGUUCAGAUCCAAGUACCAUCACUGCUUAUGUGAAGUUUGUGUUGUCUGCUUGAACAGAUAAGACGUUGUCCAGUGACACCAGUUUCCUCCCUAAUCCCCAACAAGUUCAUUUAUAUUGGUGACAGUGAGUUGCUUCCUGCCUUGCUUUCAGUGUUACUGGGUUAGGUUUCGUCCGGUGCUAAUUCUUAAAACUGUUUUUUUAAAUUGAUGGGUGACUAUGCUUAGAAGAAGAAGAGAAGGAUUUUACAUAUUUUGCAUUUGACUUCAACCAAAAGAGAUUUCUUUGCAGUUCCUAAUUUUAAUAAUACUUUUCAGCAAUUCCAUUAAUUCCCUGUUAAAGCAACAAAUACAGUAACAGUCUUUGUUUAAACAAAAGCUAAACGUGAUACAUGCUGUUUCAUGGAGCAGCCUUUGUUUGCUUAGUAUACUGUAUUUGUAGAUGUGUCAAUACAAGAAGUGCUUUACAAUGGUUUACUUUGCAAG